AUGGAAGCUUAUUUCCUGCUUCCAUCCAAGGCCAGGACGGUCUCAUUGGUGAAGAAUAGUGCUCUACUCCGUGUGUGCGUGUAUACUGAUUGUCUGCGCCUUGAGCCAGGCUCAACAAUUAGUGGGCAUGCUUUAAUUAUGGAAGCUGACUGCUUAAAAGCUUUGAUGGGAAUUGACACACUUUCCAGUAUUCGAGGUGCUUUCUUGCUCACCAUGGUGGAUAACGCUAACAAUAAUGUGCAAAGUGGAGUCUUGCUUGCGCUGAAAGGAUCUGAAGUUGUCACCAUUGAUGUCAAGGCAAGCAAGGGUCUGCUUGAGUCAGGGCAUAUUUAUCUAGAUGUUAGGACAGUGGAAGAGUACGAGAAAGGGCAUGUGAAUGCGGAGAACAUAUUCAAUAUUCCUUACAUGUUCAAUACACCAGAGGGGAGGGUGAAAAAUCCCAACUUCUUGAAGGAGGUCUCUGCUGUUUGCAAGGAGGAAGAUCAUAUUGUUGUGGGCUGUCAAAGUGGAGUCCGAUCCCUGUAUGCUACUGCUGAUCUUCUUAGUGCUGGUUUCAAAGAUGUAAGCGACAUGGGAGGAGGUUAUCUUGCUUGGAAGGAAAAUGUUUUUCCUGUGAAGAUAGAAAAGGAACAGAAAGUUGAACUAUGA
Molecule: messenger RNA, 648 nt
Organism: Dovyalis caffra
Lineage: Eukaryota; Viridiplantae; Streptophyta; Magnoliopsida; Malpighiales; Salicaceae
Source: the annotation of a GenBank genome assembly